Peromyscus maniculatus bairdii (prairie deer mouse) is the source of this 1033-nucleotide messenger RNA. RefSeq names its product olfactory receptor 4X2-like. Gene Ontology annotation, biological process: G protein-coupled receptor signaling pathway. Gene Ontology annotation, molecular function: G protein-coupled receptor activity; olfactory receptor activity. Gene Ontology annotation, cellular component: membrane. The record is from RefSeq and is a predicted model, not a curated record. Lineage: Eukaryota; Metazoa; Chordata; Mammalia; Rodentia; Cricetidae.
UCAUACCAUCUAACUUGCUCCCUUAUGGCUAGCAUACGCAAUGUGACUGAGUUCAUUUUUCUGGGACUCUCUCCCAAUCAAGAGGUACAGAGAGUUUGCUUUGUGAUAUUUCUGCUCUUGUAUACAGCCAUUGUGCUGGGGAACCUCCUCAUGGUGGUCACUGUCUCAGCCAGCAGAAGUCUUGGAUCCCCCAUGUACUUCUUCCUCAGCUACUUCUCCUUCGUGGAGAUCUGCUACUCCUCUACAACAGUCCCCAAACUCAUCUUGGAUCUCCUAGCUGAGAAGAAAUCCAUAUCUGUGUGGGGCUGCGUGACACAGCUCUUCUUCAUCCACUUCUUUGGUGGCAUUGAGAUGUUCCUGCUCACAGUGAUGGCCUAUGACCGCUAUGUGGCCAUCUGCAAGCCCCUGCACUACACCAGCAUCAUGAACCGACAGGUGUGUGCUGUCCUUGUGGGAACAGCUUGGGUGGGAGGCUUUGUACACUCCUUUGCCCAGAUCCUUCUCAUCUUCCGCUUGCCCUUCUGUGGUCCCAAUGUCAUUGACCAUUAUUUCUGUGAUUUGCUUCCUGUGCUUAAACUUGCCUGCUCAGAUACUUUUCUCAUUGGUCUGCUGAUUGUUGCCAAUGGGGGUACACUGUCUGUGAUCAGUUUUGUGGUCCUCUUAGCAUCCUAUGUGGUCAUCUUGUUUCAUCUGAGGACUCAGAGUUCUGAGGGACGACGCAAAGCUCUGUCCACCUGUGGGUCCCAUGUCACUGUAGUUGUCUUAUUCUUUGCACCCUGCGUCUUCAUCUAUCUGAGACCUUCAGCCACACUGCCUGUAGACAAGAUGAUAGCUGUGUUCUACACAGUGAUAACUCCCCUCCUCAACCCUAUCAUCUACUCCCUGAGAAAUGCAGAAGUGAAGAAAGCCAUGAAGAGUCUAUGGAUCAGGACAAUAAAAGUAGAUAAAAAAUAGAGGCUGAGUCUUUGUAUGGUCAUGGGUUUGGAAUGAUUGAAUUCCUAAUUUUCCCAUGACUGGGCAAAAUGAGCAGAAA